This is a messenger RNA of Acanthopagrus latus (yellowfin seabream), 2391 nucleotides long. RefSeq names its product high-affinity choline transporter 1-like. The coding region runs from base 1 to 1773 and encodes 590 amino acids. Gene Ontology annotation, cellular component: perikaryon; plasma membrane; axon. NCBI's taxonomy places the organism in Eukaryota, Metazoa, Chordata, Actinopteri, Spariformes, Sparidae. Gene Ontology annotation, biological process: synaptic transmission, cholinergic; acetylcholine biosynthetic process; transmembrane transport. The record is from RefSeq and is a predicted model, not a curated record. The transcript has 8 exons. Gene Ontology annotation, molecular function: choline:sodium symporter activity.
AUGACCAUCCACGCCGAGGGUCUCGUGGCUAUCGUGAUCUUCUACCUGCUCAUUCUGUUCGUGGGGAUCUGGGCCGCAUGGAAGAACAAGAACUCCGGCGUUGGCGAAAGUGGAGACCGGAGCGAGAGCAUCAUGGUCGGGGGGAGAGACAUCGGGUUGUUCGUUGGUGGAUUCACAAUGACCGCUACCUGGGUGGGUGGAGGCUACAUCAACGGCACGGCAGAGUAUGUCUACCUGCCGGACUACGGCCUGGCUUGGGCGCAGGCACCCUUCGGUUACGCUCUCAGCCUGGUAGUGGGCGGCCUUUUCUUUGCCAAGCCCAUGCGCUCCCGCGGGUACGUCACCAUGCUGGAUCCCUUCCAGCAGCUGUAUGGAAAAAGGAUGGGCGGCCUGCUCUUCAUCCCCGCGCUCAUGGGGGAAAUCUUCUGGUCUGCAGCCAUUCUAUCUGCCCUGGGAGCCACUCUGAGUGUGAUCGUGGACAUAAACAUCAACAUGUCCGUGGUGAUCUCAGCCCUGAUCGCCAUCUUCUACACGCUCGUUGGAGGACUUUACUCUGUGGCGUACACGGAUGUAGUCCAGCUCUUCUGCAUCUUUGUGGGCUUGUGGAUCAGUGUGCCUUUUGCCCUGUCCAAUCCUGCCGUGGUGGACAUCAGCAUUUCAGCCAAGGAGGCAAUCUACCAGUCACCCUGGCUGGGGAAGAUUGAGCCUGAAGACAAAUGGCUCUGGGCGGACAACUUCUGCUUGCUGAUGUUGGGGGGGAUUCCCUGGCAGGUCUAUUUUCAACGGGUUCUUUCUGCCUCUUCAGCUACCUACGCCCAGGUCCUCUCCUUCCUCGCCGCCUUCGGCUGCCUGGUCAUGGCCGUCCCCUCUGUCCUCAUAGGAGCUAUAGGGGCCUCCACUGACUGGAACCAGACCUCUUACGGGUCCCUCCCACCGAAGGACAAGGAUCAGUCAGACAUGAUCCUCCCCAUAGUGCUUCAGCACCUCUGCCCGCCCUACGUCUCCUUCUUUGGUCUGGGGGCAGUGUCGGCUGCCGUCAUGUCGUCAGCAGACUCAUCCAUUCUCUCAGCCAGCUCCAUGUUUGCCAGGAACAUCUAUCAGCUCGCCUUCCGACAGUCGGCCUCAGACUGGGAGAUUGUUUGGGUGAUGCGCGUCACAAUUUUUGUAUUUGGGGCCCUUGCCACGGCUAUGGCGUUACUGACAGGAUCAGUGUAUGGCCUGUGGUACCUGAGCUCCGACUUGGUCUACGUCAUCAUCUUUCCCCAACUCCUCAGUGUGUUAUUCGUCAAGGGCACCAAUACCUACGGCUCUGUGGCCGCCUAUGUUGUUGGUCUUUUGCUACGCAUCGGUGGAGGGGAACCUUACCUCAAACUUCCUCCCUUCAUCUACUACCCCGGUUGGGUGACCCAGGAGAGAGUCCACCACCUUACUGGGGAUGUGGAGCACUUUGUUCAGCAGAGGUUCCCAUUUAAGACUAUGUCCAUGGUGGCGUCCUUCUUGGCAAAUGUGGCAGUCUCUUACCUGACCAAGUACCUGUUUGAAAGCGGCAUGUGGUCACAUAAGUACGACUUCCUGGACGCCGUGGUGUCCAAGCAUAGCAAGGAGAUCAUGGACAAAGCCACGCUGGUGAGCAACCACGAUAACAUCAUUCUUUCAGAGAUGGCGCCCGUCAAGCAAGUCCUGGGCGCGUCACUCGCUGGGACAUUCACCAACACUGAGAUCCUCAGUGAUGACGGGGCGUCUAGUCCAGAGGCUUUUCACAAUGAAGACUAGGCAACAGAGGCACAAAGAAAUCUAGAACCAAGGAAUUUGAAGAAGAAGGAAUAAUCAAAGAGGCAACGACAUUCUUCAGGAAACUUGCUACUGCCACACUGGAAGUUGGAAUCAGCAGACAUCUGCUGUGGCUUCCGAGUGACUCCACAGGUUUGUUUUAUGCUGAUGACGUGGUGCCUCCUUCUUUUUUAAGAUCCCUUGCCUAGAACCAGGAGGUUGACUCAGCUGUGUCAAGCGUACCAUAACUCAUUCUUGUGUUGUUGGUUUUUUUUUUUUCUUUUUAUCAUGACUCUGUGAAUCUACAACCACAACAACCUGUUUAAUUUAGGUGCUGCUACAGUGAUCAGAGGGACUUUCAGGUGGAAACAAGGAAAGACUACAGAAGACAUGGAGUAUGUGAUGACAUCGACUAGGGUCCGCUGUGGGUAAAGAGAUUGUGCAAUAUCUAACCAAGGCACUGUGUCAAUGUCUACAUAGCAGUGUGUGUGUUGAUGUACAUGCACAUAUGUACACUUGGCAUCCUGGAUUUUAAGUUUUAAAUUUGCGUAGAGUAUAUUUAUUAAUAGAGCAAUAAUAUUUUUAGGAUCUCUGUUGUAUAGAUAGAUACAUUGUGCUGGA